Sabethes cyaneus is the source of this 858-nucleotide messenger RNA. It is a transcript of the gene Pfdn5, whose product is annotated as probable prefoldin subunit 5. The transcript is spliced from 3 exons. Lineage: Eukaryota; Metazoa; Arthropoda; Insecta; Diptera; Culicidae. The record is from RefSeq and is a predicted model, not a curated record. Gene Ontology annotation, cellular component: cytoplasm; prefoldin complex. The coding region runs from base 175 to 672 and encodes 165 amino acids. Gene Ontology annotation, biological process: regulation of DNA-templated transcription; protein folding.
ACUGUUUCUCCUCGUUUUGUGCUGCUGUGCCUGAUGUGAAUUUCGGCUUGCCGAAAGCGUUUUGCAGAUCCAACUCCGUGUUUUCCUUUUGGGGCAAACUAUUGGAAGGCCAUACAUCGCUGUAUUUAUAUUUCUCGGAGUCUCCUGCAGCCAGCAUCGGUUACAUCAGCCAAAAUGUCCGCAAUAUCCGCCACCGAGAAACCACAGAUGCAGCAAAUCGACCUAAAUACGCUUAACCUCCAGCAAUUGACUCAGCUGAAGAAUCAGCUCGACCAGGAACUAACACUAUUUCAGGAAUCGCUGCAAACGUUAAAAAUGGCCCGUGUCAAAUAUUCCGGCUCGAAGGAAGCAUUGGAACAGUUCAAGCCCGACUGGAACGAGAAGCAGAUUCUGGUACCACUGACGGGGAGCAUGUAUGUACCAGGCACAAUCAAAGAUGCGGACAACGUGAUCAUUGACAUCGGCACUGGUUACUACGUGCAAAAUGACCUGGAGGGAGCAAAAGAUCUAUUCAAGCGACGUGUAGAUUUCGUACAGAAGCAGAUGGAAAAGAUAGAAGUGCUUGGAAUGGAGAAAUCGAAAAUCCGAGAUGCUAUCCGGGAGGUGAUGGAAAUCAAGCUGCUGCAAUUUGAAAAGGAACUGCAGAAACAACGGGAAGGAGUUGAGAAGUAGUUCCAGAUUUGUAGUCAUCCUGUUCUGUUUAAGCCCUUGAUUCUCUGCUUCAAUCGGACUAAAAUUUAAUAUUUAUGCUUUCAUGAAUAAUCGAUCAAAUUCAGCACUGUCGAUUUGAAUUUCGAACUCUUUGCUAUACCUAUUUCAUUCAAAAGUAAUCCCAUUUUAUUCUCCUUUAACUAGGUA